CUGGACAACAUAAAAAGAUUCCGAAUUGCAACCAAGGAUUACUCUGAAACGCCGAAGAAAUAAAAAUGGCUCCUCAAUCCCAAAGUACGAUGUUAGAUUCCUUCUUUGGAUCGAAGAGUAACAUCCUGUGUUCAAAUGGUGGGGGUCUCGGCGGGGUAGAUCACGGACAGUACCACUGCUAUCAAUCGUCGAUGGCGGCGAUACCGUCGAUGCCAUCCAUGCCAUCCAUUCCUUCGUGUUCGAAAGAAAACGGCGGUGAUCACCGAAAUGCGGUUCGUCACAGCAAACAUUAUAAGCAACCCCAGCUUAUAAAUUCAACGAUUCCAUCGUGCACACCAAAAUACGUACCGCAACGACAAAAUACGCCACCAAUCAAAAAGAAAAAGAAUCACACAAAACGCGUGACCUUYAUCACGCAGGAAAAGAUACGGGAAAUUCCGAGUCUGAGCUCAUAUACCAGAGGAGAAAUCGAUUCUCUUUAUUUGAGCAGAGACGAAAUGAAUCGAAGCCACGAAGAAUGUUGGCGGUUGGUGGAUUUGAUGAAUACUGGGAUCGAAUACGAAGAUCACGAACAAUUCAGCAAACGCGGACUCAUCGACCUAAAGGACGACUCCGUAGAUCGACGACGAAAAAUGAGGGAUCAAACCUAUCAAAUUGUGCUUGGAGUUCAGCAAUUCCAUAGAGACAACAAAAGAGCACAAGCUACCAUGGAUGUUGUCGAAGUAACCGCUAACUUGUAUCGCAAGGCCUCAGUACAGGCAAAAGAGGAAGCUCUCGAGGCGGCGUGGUUUGAUGCCGUUGCAGUGAGAGUMUAAUAAACCUCGAUGGGAAAUAGAUGAUAAAACUGGGAUACCAAGAUAAAUGCUACCUCACUGU
Messenger RNA from Pseudo-nitzschia multistriata, 876 nucleotides. The record is from the annotation of a GenBank genome assembly. NCBI's taxonomy places the organism in Eukaryota, Bacillariophyta, Bacillariophyceae, Bacillariales, Bacillariaceae.